Oppia nitens is the source of this 1502-nucleotide messenger RNA. RefSeq names its product ADP-ribosylation factor GTPase-activating protein 1-like (gene ArfGAP1). Gene Ontology annotation, molecular function: GTPase activator activity. The transcript has 11 exons. NCBI's taxonomy places the organism in Eukaryota, Metazoa, Arthropoda, Arachnida, Sarcoptiformes, Oppiidae. The record is from RefSeq and is a predicted model, not a curated record. Gene Ontology annotation, cellular component: Golgi membrane. Bases 104 to 1450 code for a protein of 448 amino acids. Gene Ontology annotation, biological process: regulation of ARF protein signal transduction; regulation of endocytosis.
UCAGUGAUCACUUGUCGCUGACGUCAACGCAUAUGACGUUUAAUGCAUUGAGUUAUUGACUGAGUGUUUGUUAGACUCUAUUUAAGAUCACAACUGAAGACAAAUGGCGAGUCCGAGAACCAGAAGAAUAUUACAAGAGUUGAGACCUAACGAUGAAAAUAAUUACUGUUUUGAGUGCAACGCAUGUAAUCCUCAGUGGGUUAGUGUCUCGUAUGGCAUAUGGAUAUGUCUGGACUGUUCCGGCAAACAUCGAGGUCUUGGAGUUCAUUUGAGUUUUGUCCGAUCGGUAACAAUGGAUAAGUGGAAAGACAUUGAGCUUCAGAAGAUGAAAAUCGGUGGCAAUCGAAAAGCUAAAGAGUUUUUCUCUUCGCAGUCCGAUUGGGACCCAUCACUACCACUAACCGAGAAAUACAACACACGAGCGGCCGCUCUCUAUAGAGACAAAAUUGUGACCGAAGCACAGGGAAAGAAGUGGUCAAUUGACACUUCUUCAGCCAAAGAUUACACUUCACGCAUAAUUCCAAAAUCUUCAGUCAAUAGCAAAAACUCAUCGAUGGUUUCAGAAAUGAAAUCAAAUAACACCGGAUGGGAUGAUGAAUGGUCUCAAUCUAGUUAUCAAAGUUAUGAUGCGCAAGAAGUUGAUCGACAAAAAGAGGAUUUUUUUGCCCGAAAACAAAAUGAAAAUAUGAGUCGACCCGAUGAUUUACCUCCGAGUCAAGGAGGAAAGUAUUCUGGAUUUGGAUAUAAUGCAAACCCUCCGAGAAGUCAAUCGGAAUACGGAUUAAAUGCAUUUUCUUCACUUUCAUCAGGUUGGUCUAUGUUGGCAACAAAUGCUACAAAACUGGCCUCAAAAGCGUCAGAAAAUGCUGUUAAGUUUGGAUCAAUUGCUUCGCAAAAAGCCACUGAAAUGGGUGGUAGUGUUAAUGAUAAGGUUAAAGACGGGACUUUAGUUAAUGAUUUACAAACACAAGUCUCUGUCUUGAGUUCAAAGUUUGCAGAUAUGGGUAAACGUGGUUGGAGUGAAAUGUCAUCUCUUUUUUCUCAACGAUCACAAUAUACGGAUCCAAACGCUGAAAACAGUUAUGAAAAUAGUUAUCAAAAUACUGGUAGUUAUCAUUCCGAAGAUUUAUUUAGUUCCACGUCAUCGUCGGCCUCAUCGACGCCAAUACAUUCGGUUAAUAGAGAGCCACGAAAUACUGAAUCUUCAAAUCUAUUGAAAGAGUCGUCACCACAGAAACAAAGUCGACCGAAAAGUAGUUCAAACGGUUCGAACUCACGAAUUAGUAAAGAGGAAAAAGUUUUAGACUUUGCCAGCAGUGAAGUCAAGAUUAAUAAGAAGUCUACUAUAAGUAAAAGUGGAAUCGAUUGGACUGAUGGCUGGAAUGACGAGGCCUGGUCUCAGUUAGAGGUCGAGACACCCAAAACCAAGAAAUCAACAAAAAAAAGUUAAAAAUAGUUGUUUUUUAGGCAACAAUUUUGAAUACUUUAAAAAAUAGUUAUCA